GGCACGGCGCGGAGAUGACGUACCCGGGCCGCCGGGGUGAGCGUGGCCCGCCCCUCCCCUCUGAGUCACCGUGCCGGGAGGCGGCUCCGGGCGGCGGCUCCGGCUCCGCUCCCCAUGCUCUGGCGGCGCUUCCUGUGCAGCGCGCUCUCAGUUAUGACGGGACCGCGGCCAGUCGUCCUGAGCGGGCCUUCAGGAGCGGGAAAGAGCACCCUACUGAAGAAGCUGCUGAAGGAUUACGAGAAUGUCUUCGGCUUCAGCGUCUCUCAUACUACAAGACAACCAAGACCUGGGGAAGUGGAUGGAAAAGAUUAUCAUUUUGUGACCAGAGAAGCCAUGCGGAAGGAAAUUGAUGCUGGGGGGUUUAUUGAACAUGCAGAGUUUUCCGGGAACAUGUACGGUACAAGCAAAGCGGCGGUCCAGGCUGUCCAAGCACAGAACCAAAUCUGCAUUCUGGAUAUUGACAUGCAAGGCGUGAAGAACAUUAAAAAAACAGACCUCAAUCCAAUCUACAUCUCUAUUCAGGCUCCUUCCAUUGAAGUCUUGGAGAAAAGGCUGCGGGACAGAAAGACAGAAACAGAGGAGAGUUUACAGAAGCGGCUGAACACGGCUUGUAUUGACAUGGAACUUAGCAAGGAGCCCGGCCUUUUUGACAUGAUCAUUAUCAACGACGACGUGGAGGAGGCAUACCUGGCGCUGAAGAACGCUCUCGCGGAGGAAAUCCAGAAGACGCAGGGGCUGAGGAAAUCAUGAAUCUCUCGGGUAUCAAGGCACGAACCCGGCAGACAUUCCAGAUCCUUGUUGUGCUAGAGACAUUGCUUGCUGCUUCUGUACUAGAGAGGAACGGAAACACACACAUUCCCUUUUAUCUGGAUUCCCUGUGGAAUUCUACUAGGGCACUUUCUAUUAAAGAAGAAAUGAUCGAAGCCGA
Varanus komodoensis (Komodo dragon) is the source of this 928-nucleotide messenger RNA. RefSeq names its product guanylate kinase 1 (gene GUK1). Gene Ontology annotation, biological process: purine nucleotide metabolic process. Gene Ontology annotation, cellular component: cytosol. Gene Ontology annotation, molecular function: GMP kinase activity. Lineage: Eukaryota; Metazoa; Chordata; Lepidosauria; Squamata; Varanidae. The record is from RefSeq and is a predicted model, not a curated record. Bases 115 to 750 code for a protein of 211 amino acids. The transcript has 8 exons.